AUGGACAAAAUGGAGUACUCAGACAGUAGUAUGGGCUGCAAUAAAAUAUUCUCUAGUACUUCAAAUGUGAACAGUCAAGAGCGAACACAUACAGGAGAACUCCCAUACAAGUUCCCUACCUGUAACAAGUCUUUAGAUAAAGCGCACAGUCUCCAUGUGCAUGCGCCAAUUCAUACAGGGAAACGUCCAUACAAGUGCACCACCUGUAACAAGGCUUUCUCUCGUACCUCAGGUCUCCAUGUGCAUGAGCGAAUUCACACAGGGGAACGUCCAUACAAGUGCACCACCUGUAACAAGGCUUUCUCUUGUACCUCACAUCUCCAUGUGCAUGAGCGAAUUCACACAGGGGAACGUCCAUACAAGUGCACCACCUGUAACAAGGCUUUCUCUGAUACCUCAGGUCUCCACCAGCAUGAGCGAAUUCACACAGGGGAACGUCCAUACAAGUGCACCACCUGUAACAAGGCUUUCUCUCGUACCUCAUAUCUCCAUUUGCAUGAGCGAAUUCACACAGGGGAACGUCCAUACAAGUGCACCACCUGUAACAAGGCUUUCUCUCGUACCUCACAUCUCCAUUUGCAUGAGCGAAUUCACACAGGGGAACGUCCAUACAAGUGCACCACCUGUAACAAGGCUUUCUCUCAAACCUCAUCUCUCCACAAGCAUGAGCGAAUUCACACAGGGGAACGUCCAUACAAGUGCACCACCUGUAACAAGGAUUUCUCUGCUGCCUCACAUCUGCAUGUGCAUGAGCGAAUUCACACAGGGGAACGUCCAUACAAGUGCACCACCUGUAACAAGGCUUUCUCUCGUACCUCACAUCUCCAUUUGCAUGAGCGAAUUCACACAGGGGAACGUCCAUACAAGUGCACCACCUGUAACAAGGCUUUCUCUCAAACCUCAUCUCUCCACAAGCAUGAGCGAAUUCACACAGGGGAACGUCCAUACAAGUGCACCACCUGUAACAAGGAUUUCUCUGCUGCCUCACAUCUGCAUGUGCAUGAGCGAAUUCACACAGGGUAGCUUCCAUAUAAAUGCACCACCUGUAACAAGGCUUUAUGUGAUGCCUCACAUCUCCAUGUGCGUGAGCGAAUUCACGCAGGGGAACCUUCAUACAAGUGCAUCACCUGUAACAUGGCAUUCUCUCAAUUCUCAGAUCUCCAUAAGCAUGUCCGUACUCAGAAGUGCACCACCUGUAACAAAACUUUUUUGCUGCCUUAUCUGUCCAUGUGCAUGAGUGAAUUCAUACAGGGAAAUGUCCAUGAUACUGCACCACCUUUAAUAAGGUGUUCUCUGAUGUCUUACAUAUCUGUAGGAAUGAUCAUACUCACACUGUAG
Messenger RNA from Schistocerca serialis cubense, 1338 nucleotides. Its product is annotated as zinc finger protein 501-like. Lineage: Eukaryota; Metazoa; Arthropoda; Insecta; Orthoptera; Acrididae. The transcript has a single exon. Gene Ontology annotation, molecular function: RNA polymerase II cis-regulatory region sequence-specific DNA binding; DNA-binding transcription factor activity, RNA polymerase II-specific. The record is from RefSeq and is a predicted model, not a curated record. Gene Ontology annotation, biological process: regulation of transcription by RNA polymerase II.